Messenger RNA from Sus scrofa (pig), 510 nucleotides. RefSeq names its product small vasohibin-binding protein. NCBI's taxonomy places the organism in Eukaryota, Metazoa, Chordata, Mammalia, Artiodactyla, Suidae. Gene Ontology annotation, cellular component: apical part of cell. Gene Ontology annotation, biological process: protein secretion; negative regulation of protein ubiquitination. The record is from RefSeq and is a predicted model, not a curated record.
CAAGUCAUGGAUCUGCCCGCACAUAAAGAAAAAUCCAAAGUUAAAGAGCCUGUCAGCAGAGUUGAGAAGGCCAAGCAGAAAUCAGCCCAGCAGGAGCUGAAGCAAAGACAGAGGGCAGAGAUCUAUGCCCCCAACAGAGUCAUGACAGAACUGGAACAGCAGCAGUUUGACGAGUUCUGUAAACAGAUGCAGCCUCCUGGAGAAUGAGCCGUCACUGUGUUCACAUGAGAUGGGACCCCGGAGGCUUUGUUUGUGUGUUACCAGUUUUAAGCUGAGAUGGCCCAUGUGGAGCCUUACACAACUAGACAAGGAGACGUGUGUAUUCCUCAAACUGGAUAAAUCUGAACUUCCUCUGGGUAACCUGCUUCACUGGUUUCUCCCAUCUGAAUUGGCCCAUUGCUUGCUGAAGAGACUUCUUCUAUUCUUCUAAGAUGAUAGAUUUUUUUUUUUAACCUUUUCUAUUGCUUGGAAAAAAAAAAUCAGUGUUCUUGUGAAACUGUAAAUUUUCUC